Messenger RNA from Dicentrarchus labrax (European seabass), 3319 nucleotides. It is a transcript of the gene exd3, whose product is annotated as exonuclease 3'-5' domain containing 3. Gene Ontology annotation, molecular function: 3'-5' exonuclease activity; nucleic acid binding. Bases 131 to 2767 code for a protein of 878 amino acids. The transcript has 21 exons. The record is from RefSeq and is a predicted model, not a curated record. NCBI's taxonomy places the organism in Eukaryota, Metazoa, Chordata, Actinopteri, Moronidae. Gene Ontology annotation, biological process: nucleobase-containing compound metabolic process.
GUAAAAAAAAUUGCUAUUGAGUAAAAAGGUCCACACAAAUAUCUAGCUAGGUACUAUAAUCUACCUAACGAUAGUUAACUGGAAGCAAAUAGCACAUGAGUUAUAGCAGCACACCAUCCUGUGGACAGAAAUGAGCCAUACUACUCCAGAGGCAGUGGGUCUUGACCCUGCCGUGCUGAGAGACAAACUCUUCGAGCUAUGGAACCGGAAAGAUCUGCAGACGCUACAUUGGGUAGCCCUCCAGGGAUUUUCAAAGCUGUCUGAGCCCCUGGAAGCCUUGUUAACAAUCCUAGAGAGCUGUCCAGGCAAACAGAAGGGUCGCAGCCACACCCUUGGCCACCACAUCCUCAUGGAAUUUCAGACAUGGAUGAAGGAACAUCCACAGGUGACCCUUAGCUCACUCUCAGAGCAGCAAGCAAUGGCAGUCCAACAGCAGGCUCUGAGCUUACUAACAGAUACCCAGCCAAGCUUUGUAGACACUCUCAUAAACAUCUACCAACUCAGUUCCCUGGAUCCGGCUAUACUCCGACUGCAAAUUGUGAGGUUGCAGGCUCUUAACUGCUACAAAGAGGCAGCAGUGCUCAGCAUAAAGCUGCAGUUACAGAAAGAACUGAAUAUGGAGGAGAUGUGUGUACCACUAAUCAUGCAGAAUAAGUUGCCAAUGGCAGAGGCUUUUGUCACAGGCCACAAUCAUCUCGAACAACAACUGGUCGCACUGCUAGACUCGUGGUGCCACCCCAACUUCAGUGUGGAAGAAAUAAGCAAGCGGUUCCCUCGCCUCUCUCUGUCUAAACAGUGCAUGGGCCAGAUCCAGCCCAAAAUGCUCACCAAGCAAGUCUUCCGGCUCAUGGAGAAAUUCAACAUUGACCAAGGACUGUGUCCCAAUGCUCUGCACAAGAGGAGAUUGGACUCUUUGCGUUUUCUCAUGUACAAGAGGUUUGUGGAGAAAAGCAUGACAGAGGAGAACUGGAGUGACCAUGUACAGUACGUAUUGGCAGAUGACCUUGAGCUGCAGAUCCAGUUGGUGGAGAUGUUGGUCAAGUACUGUGGUCUUCAGAAAGCGUCUCAGUGGUCAUUGAGAUACAGCAUCCCCAGAAAUCGACUUCCCUAUGGUGUAUGGGAAACGCAGCAGAGUCUACCGCCUGAUCUACAACAGAUACAUUUGAGUGACUCAGCACAAACUGAGGAGUGGAUGCCGUCUCAGUCUCACUGUCAGAAAUACUACCAGGUGCCACUCACCAAAGACAAGGUUCAUUUUGUGGACACGCCGGAAGCUCUCCAGAGAUGUCGAAACAUUGUUCUAAAGGAAGGUGGUAUAGUAGGAGUUGACAUGGAGUGGCAGCCCACAUUUGGCUGUAUCUCAACCCAGCAAGUUGCCCUGAUACAGCUUGCAGUUUUUGACCAGGUUUUCUUGUUAGACCUCUGUGCCAACGGAUUCUGUCAACACCCAGACACUAUUAGUUUCAUCAGAAGCUUCUUCUCUGGGAGAAAUGUUCUUAAACUGGGCUAUGGUAUGUCAGGCGAUCUCAAGUGUCUCUUGGCCACCUGGCAACAGUUUUUAGAGGAGCCAUUGAAGAUGGAGGGGGUGCUUGAUCUUCUUAAUAUACACCAGAAGAUCCAGCGUGGUAAGGUCAAGAGGAUUCAAAAUGGACCUAAGGAGGUGCUGGUAGGAGAGGAUUCUGCAGAGAAAGGCCUCAGUCUGCUGGUACAACAAGUCCUGGGAAGGCCCCUGGACAAGACAGAGCAGAUGUCCAACUGGGAGAAACGGCCACUGCGCAUCAGCCAAAUUAGAUAUGCAGUGGCAGAUGCCUAUUGUUUGCUGGAUGUGUACUCCGUCCUCUCCAGCAACCCAGCAUACUUUGGGCUACCUGCUGACCUGUGCAGCAUCUCUUCAUGCCAAUCAGGGAAGAGUGGAGAAAAGAAGCAGAAGGAGAAACGGGCCCAUGGCAAAGAGGAAUGUCAGGGGGCUCAAAGGGUCAGUCCCCCUUGCUCUGACACAGAGAAAGGCCUCCUGUGUGGCGAGAAGCCUUCAGAAGACACCCCCCCUCUGCCCCCCCAGCAGUUACGGGUAGUGUGUGACAACAUGCUGCAGGGACUCGGGAGGUACCUGCGCUGUUUAGGAGUCGAUGUGGUCAUGUUGGAGAACACUGAUGAUCACAGAGUGGCAGGAAAGUUAGCACAAGCUGAAGGCCGUGUCAUACUCACCUGUGGGCAACCGUUCCAAACUUUACGGUCCCAGGUAGGUGAGGGUCGCUGUCUGUCCCUCGACUGUUCGGAAAAGGCCAGAGACCAGGCUGUUCGAGUCCUCAGACACUUCAAUGUCCAGCCCACUCCCAGUGAUAUAUUCAGCCGCUGCCAGGCUUGUAACAGCGAUCAGUAUGUGGCGAUACCCAGAGAGGACAUGGUCAAGAUGCUUAAUGAGAAAGGAUUUUUGCAGGACCAGGACAACACUGGCCACACACAACAACAGGAUGCGGAGAUAACCCCCAGUGUGACCCCUGACCUCCCCAGGUAUGCCCUUCAGUGUCAAUGGGCCCCCCUUUCACGUCUGGAUCCCGACACCCUGACCUUUCCCGGGGGCGCACCCAUACAGCUCCACACCGUGCCCCCCGGCCUCCUGCCAAGGAUACCGCUCUUCUACGUCUGCACCAGAUGUGGCAAGGUGUUCUGGGAAGGCUCUCACUUCGACCGUGUCCUUUCCAUGUUUCAAGAGGUCUUGCACAUAUCAGACACUGAAUCAGCGGCGGCAGCCAUUACAGUGGAUUAACAGAACUGACUGAUACAGAGCUACUACAGUUUAUCUGAAAAAACCCUGAUGAUUGUUUCAUAUUGAAUAAUUGUGUUUUUUAAUUUCAGUUUUAAUUGUUUUUUUUUGGUUUUUUUAAUAUGAUGGAUGACGGCUCUAUUUUCACAUCUUUUGUCAGCCCAGCGUUCUUUUCAGAUGUGUGAUGUUUAAACGGUUUAAAACACAGAGAACCAAAGAAUGUUGUGAAUUGAUGAAUUUUUGUUGUUGAUGGUACUGACGGUUAUACCAUGGCACAGUCAUGGUGAUUUAAUGUUCAGAUCCUAUUGAGAUUAUUUGAAAUGUAAUACGUUUAUUCUUCCAGACUGAUUUUACUCAGCAGGGAAUUAUAUCAUCCCAAGUAGGUGCGUCAAUGUUUUCUAGGGUCACGUUUUUGUGACACUUUUUUGUUGUUUUAAAAGCUGCUGUUAAAUAAUGACAGGGCUUCUUUUUUAGCAGUUUGUGGUACAAUCAUUCUCUGUGAUUGCAUUUGAAUAAUUAUUUAUCUGGAAGUUGAAUAAAAAGAAAUCCUCAAGA